Messenger RNA from Solanum pennellii, 1612 nucleotides. Its product is annotated as isoaspartyl peptidase/L-asparaginase. The transcript is spliced from 4 exons. Gene Ontology annotation, molecular function: hydrolase activity. NCBI's taxonomy places the organism in Eukaryota, Viridiplantae, Streptophyta, Magnoliopsida, Solanales, Solanaceae. Bases 502 to 1449 code for a protein of 315 amino acids. The record is from RefSeq and is a predicted model, not a curated record.
GUAGAAAUUUUAUUUAAUAACCAUGGAGGGUUUAGGGAGGAGUAUUUUGCCGGUACCCGGUAGCGGUUUUUGGAUGAGGCUGACAAAGAUAGUAGGAUUUUUCUCCUACUUUUCUUUCAAUUUUUCCUGUUCUUUUUUUACAAAUGUUUUUCAAAAUUAGUGUAAUUUUUUUUUCUUCUUCUUCUAUGUUGUAAUAUUUUCCAAAUUGGUGUAGUGGUGGUGGAAGAUGGAAUGAGUGAAGAAGUAUAAGGAGGAAAAUAUAUUUUUCACAUAGAAGUAACACUCAAUAUGCCAAGCAAAAAGUGUUAAAAUAAUAUAUCGAGUUUUAUUACACAUAUUUAAAAAUGGUACAAGUAUUAGUUCAGAUAUGGGAGAUAUUAAUCUUAAUCAAUAGUACUACUACUAUAUUUUAAAAAUGGUUAUUUUAGGAAAAAAAAGAAAAAGGCAAUCACACUAAUAUUGGAAAAGCAAAAGAGGUGGGUGUAAGGGAGAGGGAGAAUUAUGGGUUGGGCUAUAGCGUUGCACGGUGGAGCUGGUGACAUACCCAAGGAUAUGCCGCCGGAGCUUCGUGAGCCAAGAGAAGCUUCUCUUCGCUAUUGCUUACAGACGGCCGUCGAUGCUCUCAAGGCCCAAAAAUCCCCUUUGGACGUUGUUGAAAUCGUGGUGCGGGAACUAGAAAAUAACCCAUACUUUAAUGCUGGUAGAGGGUCUGUCCUAACCAGCAAUGGUACAGUAGAAAUGGAAGCAUGUAUCAUGGAUGGGAAUACGAAAAACUGUGGAGCUGUUUCUGGCUUAACCACUGUUGUCAAUGCUAUAUCUCUGGCUAGGCUGGUCAUGGAAAAAACUCCACAUAUAUAUCUUGCAUUUGAGGGAGCCGAGGCAUUUGCGAGGGAGCAGGGGGUUGAAACCACGGACUCAAGCCAUUUUAUCACACCACGAAAUAUCGAGAGACUAAAACAAGCAAAAGAAGCAAACAAAGUCCAGGUUGAUUAUAAUACACGGCCUAUACCAAAAGAUGACAAAACACCAGCUCCAAGUGGAGAUAGCCAGCUAGGAACAGUUGGAUGUGUAGCUGUUGACAGCUUUGGACAUUUAGCUGCUGCUACAUCUACUGGAGGACUAGUAAACAAGAUGGUUGGAAGGAUAGGAGAUACUCCCGUUAUUGGUGCAGGUACGUAUGCAAACAAACUAUGUGCAGUCUCUGCUACAGGCCAAGGUGAAGCUAUAAUCCGUGCCACUGUAGCAAGAGAUGUGGCUGCUCUAAUGGAGUAUAAAGGGCUUUCUCUCAAGGAAGCAGCAGACUACGUUAUAGAGGAAUCUGCGCCAAAAGGAACCACUGGCCUGAUUGCUGUAUCAGCCACUGGAGAAGUUACCAUGCCAUUUAAUACAACUGGAAUGUUCAGAGCUUGUGCAACUGAAGAUGGUCAUACAGAAUUAGCAAUUUGGUAACUAUUCAUUAGAAUAGGUUAGUCUUUGUUGUAUAUUCUUGCUAUUGCAAAUCAUUUAGAGAGUAAAUUUACUAAAAUAUUUUCCUAAUUCCUAUUGUGUAUGGUCUAAAAUUAACUUCUAAUCACACCAAGGAAAUGUGACAGAAUAAAAUGGUUACAAUAAA